Symsagittifera roscoffensis is the source of this 2083-nucleotide messenger RNA. RefSeq names its product neutral amino acid transporter 9-like. Gene Ontology annotation, molecular function: L-amino acid transmembrane transporter activity. Bases 9 to 2003 code for a protein of 664 amino acids. The record is from RefSeq and is a predicted model, not a curated record. NCBI's taxonomy places the organism in Eukaryota, Metazoa, Xenacoelomorpha, Acoela, Convolutidae. Gene Ontology annotation, biological process: amino acid transmembrane transport. The transcript has 16 exons.
AUUUUAUAAUGAGCGACGAUCGAGAGCGACUCAUUCACGAACACUCUCCCGAAAGCAGUUCCAAGAACUCGGCCUUUGAAGACGACACCCUAACAGUAGAGAUCGAAGGUGUGGAUGGAGUAGCCGAUAAAAAACGCGAUGAGUACAGUAUUGAAUACGAUACUGAAGAAGAGUACUCUGAUUCUGCAUCUGAAGCAGGCGCAGAUGACGAUGGAAAUGAUAAUGACGACGUAGAGCUGGGAGUGACCUCGGGAAAAGGAAAACGGAAAAGCGUGAACAUCCAGGACAACGAUGACGUCAUCAGGGUCGAAAGAAGGAGUUCCAGACGCCCCUCGCGAGCUCACAGGUCAAGUUCGCGUAGUAGUAACUCUAUCAGGCUGAGAAACCAGAGAUUGCUCAGUUUAAGAAGCAGAUCACAAUCCUAUAAAAAGAAGUACUGCUAUGAUAAAGAGGGGAAAGGAUUCAGAGGCCCGAUUGACGUUCGUGAUGUGCGAAAGUUAAAUUUAAAAGACCAAGCUACUAAAAGGAGACUCGACUACUAUCGAGGUCUUGACAAAUUCUCGAAUAGCAAUCUCCUGGAAGUGCCUUCACAUGUCAUCCCACUGUCAUUCUACGCUGUGCUCCCGAUCGAGCCAGGUGUCAAACAGAGUUCUAUAGUCACCAUUUUUGCGAUUGGCAACCUGAUGAUUGGCACCAGCAGUCUAUCAAUGCCCUGGGCCAUCCAGCAGGCUGGACUUCUCAUGGGCCUCUUCCUCAUUCUCUUCAUGUGUGCCUUAGCUUGCUACACGGUUCUUGUCGUUGUCAAUCUUACUUUCACAUACGAGGCCAAUUUCAACGGGGGUAAACCUGUGGACUUUUCGGAUGUAUGUCAGCACUACUUGGGUCCAGUGGGUAAAUGGGCGGCUGUAAUCUGUUCCCUCUUAGCCAUCGUUGGUGCUAUGUUCGCCUACUGGAUUCUCAUGACCAACUUCCUCUACAAUGACAUUUCAUUCAUAGUUGAUUCGAUCUCAUCUGGCUCUGUGGAUCAUAGUGACGACUACAAAGAGUGUAUCUGUACUGAGCAUACCAACUCCUCCUUCUACUACUCCUGUUUCCGAGACAGCCAAAACUCAUCUGGUCUCACUCCCUUCAGCACAGACAGCGGCGAGAGUGAAAUAUACAAGAAAGUGUGGGAUCAGACCAACACAGUGCCUUUCUUCCUCAUUCUUCUCGUGGCGCCUCUCAUCAAUUUCAAGAGUCCCACCUUCUUCACCAAGUUCAACUCUCUCGGCACAGUUUCGGUCGUCUACGUGAUGUGUUUUCUGAUCAUGAAGGCCUGCUUCUGGGGCGUCAAUGUGACUGAUCUCAACUAUCCAUUCCCAGACGAGUCAAAUGUGCCAUUGUUUGGAGCUCAAUUUGCAUCACUCAGUGGAAUUGCAAUGCUGGCCUUUUUCUCGCAUAAUGCAGCAGUUACGGUGCUGAGAAAUCAGAAAAACCCUGAAAACAAUACCCGAGAUGUGAUUCUGGGCUAUAUGGUGGGACUGUGUACGUACCUCUGCUCUGGAUUUGUGUUCUACCUGUCAUAUCCACUCAACAAGAGCUGCAUCCAACAGAACCUGCUGGACAACUUCGGGUCUUCGGACAUCUUCAGUUUUGUCGGCCGUAUCUUCCUUUUCUUCCAGAUGCUGGCUGUGUUCCCUCUUCUUGCCUAUGUUGUCAGACUGCAGUUCUACUACUCAUUCUUCCACAACUCAGAUCCAUCAUACGUGCAGAUUGUGUCUCUGAAUCUGAUCGCUAUCUGUCUCUGUGCAGUUGUCGCUUUCAUCAUCCCCAGCAUCGGAACUGUCACAAGAUUCUCCGGAGCAAUUUCUGGAGCAGUUUAUGUCUCUAUCUUGCCAUGUCUCGGAAUCAUGCAACGUCAGAGGAUGGAAGGAAAGCUGACAAAGUGGUCAGUUUUGCUGAAUGGAUCAAUAUGCGUCAUCGGUGUAGCUAACUUAAUCGCACAGUUCUUCGUCAAAGAAUAAAUAAACUUAGCGUUACAAAAUAAAUACAAAUCACUAUUGAAUUUAAAUACCGAUGUGACAUAAUUGAGUAUUAGAUUAUU